CACAAUCCCAAACGCCAAAUCACAACGUGAAAGCUGACGUAACUCUGUGAAUAGCAUCAUAAUAAUCAUUUAAGCUGUUUACGACGGUGUUUAAUUUUAGACGCGAAGCUCAUUUUUCCGCAGUUUGCUUGAUAUUGAAUAACGAUCGGAUGUUUUGAUUCUGCGUUCUUGAAAACUGUUCACUUCAAUUGUUGUUACAAAAUCUUACAUUAUUAACGAAAUAAAGGGACAAAUUGGUGAAAAUGGUGAAAACGAAGAUUCUAGGAAUUAUCACAGUUUUACUUUUUGUGUGCAAAUACAUUGAGUGCGACGAUAUACAGGAGACACCUUCAUCUUGCGUCGAUUUUAGACCUCAAAAUAACCUGGAUACUGAUCAACUCCUUGGCAUUUGGUACGGCAAUGAGAUAAUAACGCAUCGCAAUAAUGAAAAUAAUGAAUUGGAUCAAAAUUCAUGUGUUGAGAUCAUAUUGGACGAUAUUACGAGAUCAGUGCAUAUGCAGUAUAAUUACGACGAGCGGCCAAAAUAUCGCUACUUGAAACUAAUCUGGAAUGACGGCAACAAUGACUACGAACACAUUUUACUUUACAACCAAACAAAUCGAGGAGUUUGGAUAGCAAAAACAACACCAGUGACCGAGAAUUUAUAUACUCACAAUGGACAUGCACAAUUAAAAGCAGGGGACAAACAAAAUUUUGGUCAAUUCACGGGCGUGAUUCAAGUGCUGAAAUUCGUUGGUAACCAUGUGGUUCUAAAUUUUUGUGAAAAUGACGGACGAUUGUUCAGCAUCGCUUUGGCGCGGUCACCCAACAUGUACACGCCUGAGGAUCUUGCAAGUGUGCAUACAUUAUUUCAACGCCGAGGCCUAUCAGCAUAUUCAGCGCAUAGACUGUGCAAGGGAUCCGCAGUGACACACAACAUGUCGAUUAUUACGCUGUUCAUUGCAUUUUUCGCGUGUAUUUUCAAACAUUUCUGAAAUGCUCACAUCAUUUUUUUACUCAUGAUCAUCUUCAAAGCAUCAUCAAACCUUAGUAAUUAUGAAAUCGUAAAAUCGAUAUAGAAUGACCUUUGUUUCCAAACCAACUAUUAGCUUCGUUAUUAACCAAACCCAUUUAAUUUUCCAAUAAAAUGCGUCGAUUUUUCUAAACGAAACACUCAGACAAAGUGUAAUAAAUUGUAAGAAGAUCCAUUUUGAGUUAAUGCAUCGUGACCAACAUGUUUUCUCUCGACCAGCGUAGUAUGCACUUCAAUUUGAUUAUUGUUUUUAUUUUCAUUAAAUUAACACAAAAACCGUUGACGAGCGUGCUGUACUGACCGAUACUAUCAAUUAAUUAAAUGAAUUUGUCUACUCGGGCUAUCGUGUGCUCUUGUUUUCGUUCUCGUGUGCUUCUGUUCAACGAAGUUUUGAGACAGAAAUUCCACACGAAACACGGACCACUUCAAUGAACGGUGUGUGUGGGAGGUCAACGUCAUUUAAUAAUACGGUUGUGUGUACUUUUGCUUCAUUUUGUUCGAUUGCUGUGUCAAUGAAAACUAAUGACGAGUGUAUGCACUGCGCUCAUUUGACCAAGCGGUUAAAUAAAUGACGGGUGAUAAUUGAUGACUCUAAAUAUGGUGGAAAAAAAUUAUAUACCCACCCAAAAUGUAAGCUCAAUUUCAUGAAAAUAACAUACAUUGCAUUCUUUGAAUGAAGUUGAAUUGGAUACGAGGUGAAUCGAACUAAAAACGAACAUCGAUUUUCAGACAAAACACAAAAUAAUAAACGGCUAAUAUGUGGUUUCUGUGUAUUCUGUGUCAUUUUUAUUAUAAAUUUGUAUUUGUUUCUCUCUCAAUAAAUCUAGCUGUAAGGCACAAACGAAUUAUAGAUUUAUAGCGUCUAUGGCAUCAUUAAUUCAUACAAAUGAUCGAAUCAAACGGUUGGAUAAAGAUAUUUUUUUUCUUUUUUUUCAUAAUUUUUUUCUUUUUAUCAUUAGUACAACUAAGAUUUCUUAACAGUAAAGCUAACCAGAAAUGUAAAUAAACCAACAUUAUCUAAUA
Messenger RNA from Sitodiplosis mosellana (orange wheat blossom midge), 2035 nucleotides. RefSeq lists its product as uncharacterized. The transcript has 5 exons. Lineage: Eukaryota; Metazoa; Arthropoda; Insecta; Diptera; Cecidomyiidae. Bases 243 to 974 code for a protein of 243 amino acids. The record is from RefSeq and is a predicted model, not a curated record.